GUCACUCCCGCGCGCCGUGCGGACGGAGGCGGCGCGGGGCCCCGCUCGGGGCGGUGAUGGCGUGGCCCGGGCCCGGCCGGCUGGGGCUGGCGCUGGGGCUGGGGCUGGCGCUGGGUGCCGGCCUGGGCCUGCUCUGGGCGCUGCGGCGGCGCGGCGGGCGGCCCUGGCGGCGGGGCAGCGGCCGGGAGGCGGAGGCCGCGGGGCGCCGGAGCCGGGUGGUGCCCGGAGUGCCGGUCCCUGUAGAGGCGGGAGAUGGUGCUAUGCGCACGCCUCUCCUGACGCAGGACGAGCAGGUGGAUGUGCUGGAGCGCCUUGACUUCGUCUUGAGAAACAUUUCAGAGCUAAGAAAGGAAGUGGAGGAGCUGCGAAACAGCCUGCAGCAUUUGGCUGCAGAAAUCGUUGGCGAAGUCAGGUCGCAUCUGGAAGAAACCCAGAAAGUAACUCGCCGGAGGCGGUUCCCGUUUCCUAGAGAAAGAAGCGAUUCCACGGGCUCCAGUUCAAUUUAUUUCACAGCCAGCUCAGGAGCAGCCAAUACAGACGACGGAGAAAGUGAAGGAGGGUACACUACAGCCAACGCUGAGUCUGAUUACGACCGGGAGUCUGAGAGAGAGAGCGAAGAAGGGGAAGAUGAAGUGAGCUGUGAAACAGUGCGAACUGCGCGACGGGAUUCCCUGGAUCUCGUCAACGAGGAUGAAACGCAUUUAAUCUUAGAUUCCUCGCUGGAGGAAGGACUGGGUCAGCUACUGCAGCAGGCUGACCGCUUGCAUAACGGAGAUGAGCAGGAGAAGAGAGAGGGAUUCCAGCUGCUGCUGAAUAAUAAACUGGCGUAUGCGGACCAGAAAGACUUUCUUUGGCGCCUGGCCCGAGCACAUAGCGAUAUGUGCGAAACCACAGAAGACAUAGAUGAGAAGAGAUCGUACGCAUCCGAUGGGAAAGAAGAGCUAGAAAUUGCCUUACGGAAAUGGGAUCAAAGUGCUGAGUGCCAUCAAUGGUAUGCUAUUCUUUGUGGGCAGUUAUCGGAACAUGAGAGUAUUCAGAAGCGUAUUCAAACUGGCUAUGUUUUUAAGGAACACAUCGAUAAAGCGAUUGAACUGAAACCAGAGGAUCCAAAGUCUUACUAUCUUUUGGGCAGGUGGUGUUACCAGGUUUCCCACCUGGGAUGGCUUGAAAAAAAGACUGCUUCUGCUUUGUUUGAAGCCCCUCCUACAGCCACCGUGCAGGACGCACUGCAAAACUUCUUACGGGUUGAGGAACUGAGCCCAGGAUUUUCCAAAGCAGGAAGAAUAUACAUUGCCAAGUGUUACAGGGACCUGGGGAACAACUCUGCGGCUGACCUCUGGAUGAAUCUCGCUUCGGAGCUGCCAGUUAAUACAAAAGAGGAUGCAGAAAGCGAGAGAGAACUUGAAGAGAUGCGGUCGGUCUGGCAAGAAUAAAUAUGUAAAGGCUCAGUCCACUUGAUACUGCACAGACAGUGGAAUUCCAGUUCAAGGGGUUUCAUGAUCCUGACAACUUCAAUUGCACUUCGUGGAUAAGCCACAAGAGUUUACAGGAAAAAACACGCCGCAGUCUCAUCAGCACAUCCAGGAAAGAUCUUGUUGGGGUUUAAAUGGAUAAAAUUUUGUAUCAUCUUCCUUCUUACAGCACUGCAUAUGUUUGAUUUUUAAAUUCCUAAAAAAUGUUAAAUUCCUAAAAACAGAUGUGGGUGGGUGAUAGGUAGAAUUUGUGAUAUAAAAAUAUUUGUGAUUUUAUAUAUAUCAUAGAUAUAUGUGAGAGAGAUACUUUGUGAUAUAGAUACAUGAGUAUAUACGUAUUUAUAGAUACGCACGUAUAUUUUAUAUCACAAACUCCCCAGCUGACAACCUGAACUCCAGGCCUGCCUGCUGGGGAGCUCUCUCAGCUCAUUCCUGAGGAAGUCGUCAGCCAACGUUUUCUUCCGAUUCAGUGUUUUCUCUUUCCUCACUAAGACGUAGUCGUUGAGUCAGUUGCGGUAACUGACAGCAUGCCUUUCACGGACGUUCAGGUGAGACAGAACGUCGAGCUCAGUGUCAGAGAGCCGCCGAUUGUCACCAGUGUGACGCACUGGAGGCAGCGGGACGUUCUCACUGCCUCGGCCUGCUGAUUCAACGGGCACUGACGCUGACGUAAAAAAAAAAAAAAAACAACACCCCAAAACCCGACCGCAGUGACUUAGAAAGAGCGAGUUGUUGGCCCUUUCUUCCUUGCUGUGAAAGCACUGGGGGUGGUGUCCGAAACACACUCUUGUUGGUCCUCCCCGGCUGUGCCUAAGCUACCUUACUGGUUUUCUGCUGGGGGAAACCAGCGCCGCUCCUCGUAGUGCGUCGUUGCCCGGGGCCCAACGAGGUUGCCUUCACAGCACACGCUUUGUUUUUAAGAGUGGCGUUGCUUUCGUCGGAGGAGUGAGCGAUAAGUUUUUAACUUUAGGACUUCCUCCCGGUGACGUUACCCCCUUCGCUCACAGUGAAAACUACUUGUGUCCCUCCAAACUACGCUGCUGGGGCUUAGCUGUAAUGACUUAGUUUGAAAAGUCGUUAUUUAUCAACGCAAGACUGGUCACGGGAACGGGAUAUUCUGGGGCAAAGCUGGCGCUUCCCUGCAGCGUUCUUCUCGACUCGUUGGGCGACACCGCGAUGGUGGAGCUGCCGACUGACGUUUGCUCUGGCAGCUUCUGGGUACCAGGCAGGAGAGGUAAACCGCUGCACGCUGCCGCAAAAACUGCGUUCAAAAAUUCCCCGAAUAUUUAGCAAGGCUUUCCUGAUACCCCUUCAAGUUUCAGCUGGCAGCUAACUGGAUGCUUUUUUUUUUUAAUAUUUUGUUACGUCUUGCCAUGUUGUAUAGUGUUUGUGAAGUGUAGAGUAAAAAAAGCGCAAGAGUGAGAAACUUCUUAAUCACCUUUUUUAGUCCCUUGCGCACGUACGUUGAGCUGAUGGGGCUUUUUACAUUGUGAAAACAACACUGGAGGGGAAAUGUGUAGCGAACUCGACCUUAAAACUUUCCUAUUUUAUAGAUUGGGCGCUUUUUAGCUUUUUUGUUUGCUUGUCCAAAUUAAACUCUGAAAUUUUGAUGCUGAACUCCUCCCGUGAGAUCCAGGCAAGUGUGCAAUUAGCUUCAUUUGCUCGAAACGACAACAGUUGACGCUGCUAAAUGGAGAACUGAGUCCUGGCAGGCUCCAGCCGAUCCCGUCGUUCGUGGGAGCUCCCCAUGCCACGAGCGGGCACUUGAUCUGUAACCGCGGGACCUUGCUUUACGUUUAACGUGUGCUCUGCCUUGGGCUCUUCGCUGGAAUGACGAAGCCGCCUUUUUUCCUUUGUGUGAGUCUGUCUGGUUUUGAAUAUUCCCAGUGGAGGGCCAGUUUUAUUUUUUCUUCUAAACAUCCAAUCUUUAAAUAUUUGCACAAGUCUUUCAGCUAUUUUCUUUCGGAUUGCUUAAGCCAGGCUGGGAAAUCCACAACAGUGAUAUCCAAAAGAUGAUGAUCAGCAACUUGAUUCUUUCAGGGAAGAUUUGCAGGGGUUUUUUUCCUGCAGAAAAAUGAUAAUAGCUCUCCAACCAGCCGUGUAGUUAGCCGCACUUGCAUUGCCUUUCCCUGCCAGCAAGUCCCGGAGUGAUAUUAAUCAGCGAUGGUUGCUGUUCUGUGUGUUGUUUAAACAUCGCUAAACUAAAUGGUGUCAGCGUAUGGAAUGGGAAGAGUGCGAAAAGGAAAUAUUUACGCUACCAAGAGCCCACAGCUUUGCUUACUUGCAAACUCCCUCAAGCCUUCACCUGUUGUUUGGGGUGUCAAAGCGUGAACUGUGUAGAGGAGACUUUAGGGUUUGGGGUUUCUGGAGGUAAUUGUCACUCUGUGGUUCCACAGAUCAAAAUUCUCCUUUAAGUUUUUUAAUUUUUUUUUUUUUGGGGGGGGGGGGUGUCUCCAGCCAACCAGGGCUUGUAGGCUCGAGGGGAGAAAUGCCGGCUUGCAAGAGCACGGCUUUGGGUUGCGGGCUGAGCAGCGUGGUGGGGAACUGGCACCCAAGAUCUUGGUUUUCUGACCGAUAGAACCCGAAGUCAUUUUCUUUGGGGGGGGAGCAGGCGUUUGGCGCAGUCGUGCGGGGUGCUGGGCUGUGCCCAGAACCUCUGCUGUCUUUGGGUGAAAAACCUGCUUCCCUGGAGGAAGAGGUGGCAGUUAAAUGGUGGUAAUUCUUCCCACUUGGUGUUCACUCUCCGAUGAUUUCACACGGGCGCAGCCUUUCAACUCUAUUAUUCUGUUUCAGACCUUCGGUGAACGCUUUAAGCUCUCCCUGCGUUUGCCUGCUUCGCUUUUGUGCUGGUUUGUUGGGUUUUUUAAACAGACUUCAGUUUUGGCUUGAGAGAGCGGGGUCUGGCGCUUCGCUCCCGUGUAUCCUUUGUGUGUGUGGUCUGGCCCUUUCCGGGGGAUCCGGAGCGGAGAGGUCUGUUGUUCUGGUUUUGAUACAGGAAAGAUUUCCUGCGGAGGCACAGCUCCUGCCUGGAGAGCUGGGUGGAGGCUCCUGUCUAGCGCGUCGGUUUUCCUCGUCUGCUGUAUCUGCUGGAACCUAAUUAACGCGUCUCUUCAGACGACGAUGAAAGGCGAUGCCAGAACUCACAAACCCUUUCAAGUGCAGAUAAAAGCCGUAUUUUGCCGUUUUCAGUCUGAUCUCCAGCGAGUUAUGACAUAAUGAUCAAAAGAACUUUUUUCGCUUUGGUUUUCCCUUUUCCUGGCUUCUUGUGAAUGAGAAGAAUGUGACUAAUUAAUGUAAUGUAACUAAUGGCGUAGCUUGCAGGUCGAUGUGGAGAUAAGGCACGGCUGUGUAGCUAAAGCACUUCCCAGCGAGCCGUGCUUGGGAUUGAUGUAUUUUUUUAGCAAUAAAACGUGCAGCCUCCUGUUAGGCUCCGGCUGUGCCGCACGCAGGGAAGGGGAAGCCGUUCCUCCUCUUCGCCAGGCGAGAUGCACUUCAGUAGCUUUUGGACGACACGGAGAUUGAGACCAAUUUUUAAACUUUGCACAUAUUUCGUGUACUGAUCCCAGCGUACAAUGUGAAUUUCUCAGCUGCCUGCACUGUAUGCGUUCCAGGGCCACAAGAAAUUAAUUUCCCUGGUACAGUUUUGGUAGAGAGACUGUCCUGUUCCCAUCCAGAUGGGUUCUUCUGGACUUAGCCCAGGGUGAGAGAGAAUCAUUCCCUGGAGCUACUCUUGUCUUAACUUUAAAACGUACCUACCUGUGGUUAAAUUAUGAUGCUAAAGAACAACUGAAGCUAUUUAACUAACUUCUCCUCGCUGCACUGUUCUGCUUGAAAUAAAGUACUUUUAUUUAUAGGGAGAAGGGGAUCCUGCUUAAGUUACCUGUGUUGCUCUCUUGCUUUUUAUGCCAAUAGAUGUAUAGGUGAAGAAACCCGACAGCCAGUUCGAGAUCAUCUACCUGACGUCGUUGUACCUGCACGCAGGGCGGCCGUGCCAAAGGCAAUAGGAAAUCGCGGGAGAGGAAGGGACAAGCUCACUGUUUCCAUAGUGCUGUUUGUAUACGUCGUAACGUGGGUUACACCCGUAGCGGGUUUUGUAUGGCGAUACAACUACUGCUGAUGUUUUUAAAAUGCACCAAAGUACCACAGCCACGCUCGGUGGCAGACGCUGUACUCCAAGUGAAGUUGUUUUUAAAUAAAGGCGGAUAAUGAGUUGGGA
Molecule: messenger RNA, 5688 nt
Organism: Grus americana (Whooping crane)
Lineage: Eukaryota; Metazoa; Chordata; Aves; Gruiformes; Gruidae
Gene: RMDN3
Product: regulator of microtubule dynamics 3
Exons: 12
Coding region: 57-1433 (458 amino acids)
Cellular component (GO): cytoplasm; spindle microtubule; mitotic spindle pole
Molecular function (GO): microtubule binding
Source: RefSeq, a predicted model, not a curated record